UGUUUGUGUAUGAAUGUGUAUAUUUUAGGGAAUAGGUUAAGAGCUGAAACAAAACAUGGCUGGUGGUGCUGCUGGAGGUUUUAUUUCGCGAGCAUUCGAGUCGAUGCUCAAGGAGUGUUCCGGUAAAAAGUUUGCAGCUCUUCAGACUGCUGUCAAGACAUAUUUAGAUAGUACGAAGGAGGUAAAAAAGAGUCUAACUUCUAGUGAGACUAAUCAAGCAACAACUUCAAAAGGAGAUCAGAGUUCAGUGGAAAGUGGCAUUGGACCUCCAAAAAAUGGGGCCAAUCAUGAUUCAGCUGUAACUUUGCCAACUGAUGGCAAGCAGGUUGCUAAAAGCCCAACUAUCACAGCUGCCUUGGCAAAUGCAGGACAUGUUCUGGACGGAGCUGAUUCGGAGCUUGUUCUUAAUCCACUUCGACUUGCUUUUGAAACAAAAAAUAUCAAAGUUGUAGAGCUUGCACUAGAUUGUCUUCAUAAACUCAUUGCAUAUGAUCAUUUGGAGUGUGAUCCUGGUCUAGAUGGUGGUAAAGAUGCCACAAUGUAUGCAGACAUGCUAAACAUGGUCUGCGGUUGUGUGGAUAAUUCGUCCCCGGACAGUACUAUUCUCCAAGUUUUAAAGGUUCUUCUGACUGCUGUAUCAUCAACAAAAUUUAGAGUACAUGGGGAACCAUUGCUAGGAGUAAUCAGGGUCUGCUAUAAUAUCGCGCUUAAGAGUAAGAGUCCUGUGAAUCAAAUGACUUCAAAGGCAAUGUUGACCCAGAUGAUCAGCAUUGUCUUUAGGCGAAUGGAAACUGAUCUGGGGUCUACUUCCAGUGGUUCUACACAUAAAGAAGCUGCGUCGAAUGAUGGAUUCUGUGCUAAUCUGGAAGAGACCUUACCAAGUAAUGAGAGCAUGGCAGGAGCGAUUUCUGCUGCAGAUACAUUUUCUGUGAAUGAAGUGAAAGACACAUCUGUUGAGGAACUUCAUAAUCUUGCAGGUGCUUCCGAUAUAAAGGGUUUAGAGGCAGUUCUUGACAAGGCUAUAAAUCUCGAAGAUGGCAAAAGGACAAGAGGAAUUGAUCUUGAAAGCAUGGACAUUGCUCAACGUGACGCUUUAUUACUUUUCCGCACCCUAUGCAAUAUGAGUAUAAAGGAAGAUAGUGAUGAAGUUACCACCAAGACAUGUAUUUUGUCUCUUGAGCUUUUGCAGGGAUUAGUGGAAGGAGUCAGUCACUCAUUCACCAAAAACUUCAAUUUUAUCGACUCGGUAAAAGCCUACCUUUCAUAUGCAUUAUUGAGAGCUUCCAUUUCUCAGUCCCCUGCCAUAUUCCAGUAUGCAUCAGGAAUCUUCUUUGUACUUCUGUUGCGGUUUAGGGAAUGUCUUAAAGGUGAAAUUGGUAUAUUUUUCCCAUUGAUUAUAUUACGAUCUUUGGAGGGCACGGAAUGCCCUCUUAACCAAAAGUUAAACGUUAUCCGGAUGCUUGAGAAAGUCUGCAAGGAUUCCCAGAUGCUUGUUGACAUAUAUGUAAAUUAUGACUGCGAUCUUCAAGCACCUAAUUUGUUUGAGCGAAUGGUAGUCACUGUAUCUAAAAUUGCUCAAGGGACUCAAAAUGUAGAUCCAAAUUCAGUAAAUGCUUCACAGAUUGGUUCAAUUAAAGAAUCAUCUGUUCAGUGUCUUGUGAGCAUUUUAAAAUCACUAGCUGUUUGGGAGAAGUCACAAAGAGAUUUAGAGAAUCAGCGCCGGGUCAACCUAAGUUUGGAAAAUGGGUUGGCUACAAAAUAUAAGAACAAGGUUGGGGAUGAUUUGCAGAACAACUUUGAGAAGUCAAAGGCUCAUAAAUCCACCUUGGAAGCUGCAAUAGCUACGUUUAACGAAAACCCUGGGUGGGGUAUUAAAUACUUGAUCUCCAAUAAGUUGGUGGAUAACACCCCUGGUUCAGUUGCUGAGUUUCUGCAGAAUACUCCUACACUGAGCAAGGUUAUGAUUGGUGAUUACAUGGGGCAACCCGAGGACUUUCCACUUGCAGUCAUGCAUGCUUACGUUGAUUCUAUGAAGUUUAGGGGAAUGAAGUUUGGAACUGCAAUCCGGGAAUUCCUCAGAGGAUUUCGGUUACCAGGAGAAGCACAGAAGAUAGAUAGAAUAAUGGAGAAGUUUGCAGAGCGUUAUUGUGCAGAUAAUCCAAGUUUGUUUAAGAAUGCAGAUACUGCUUAUGUUCUUGCAUAUGCAGUCAUCAUGUUGAAUUCUGAUGCUCACAAUCCAAUGGUUUGGCAUAAGCUUUCAAAGACAGAUUUCAUACAGAUGAAUACCUCUAAUGAUGCUGAAGAAUGUGCUCCGACUGAACUUUUGGCGGAGAUCUAUGAUUCUGUUGUCAACGAAGAAAUAAAAAUGAAAGAUGAUUCAGAGGAUUAUGGAAGUAGCAGCAAACAGGAUCCAGAAGCGGAAGAUAGAGGCCGCCUUAUUACUAUUCUUAAUUUGGCCCUUCCUAAAAGCAGAUCUUCAUUUGACAAUAAGUCUGAGAGUGAGGCUAUUAUUAAAAAAACACAAGCUAUUCUUCGUAAUCAAGGACCAAAAAGAGGAGUGUUAUAUAUAUCACAUCAAAUUGAGCUUGUAAGGCCUAUGGUUAAGGCUGUUGGUUGGCCUUCACUUGCCACUUUUUCUGUUAUCAUGGAGGAAGGAGAGAAUAAGUCAAGGGUUGUUCUCUGUAUGGAAGGGUUUAAAGCCGGGAUACACCUUACUCAUGUUCUUGGGAUGGAUACCAUGCGCUAUGCUUUUUUAACUUCUCUGCUCAGAUUCAAUUUCUUACACGUGCCAAAAGAUAUGCGUAAUAAAAAUGUUGAAGCAUUACGGACUCUUUUGGAUUUAUGCCACUCUGACACCGGUGCUCUUCAGGACACAUGGAAUGCUAUUUUGGAAUGCUUUUCACGUCUUGACUUUCUCGCAUGGACGCCAGCCAUGGCUACAACAGUCAUGCAAGGGUCAACCCAGAUCUCUAAAGAUGCAAUAUUUCAAUCUCUUAGAGAGCUGGCUGGAAAACCAGUUGAACAAGUGUUUGUUAAUAGUGUUAAGUUGCCCAGUGAAUCAGUUGUGGAGUUCUUUACCGCUCUGUGCAAUGUGUCUGCUCAAGAACUUCGACAGACGCCAGCUCGUGUUUUCAGCUUACAAAAACUUGUGGAGAUCAGCUAUUAUAACAUGGCUCGUAUACGUAUGGUAUGGGCAAGGAUAUGGUCUGUGCUGGCUAAUCACUUUAUCUCGGCUGGUAGUCAUCGUGAUGAGAAAAUUGCUGUGUACGCCAUAGAUUCUCUACGACAACUUGGGAUGAAAUAUUUAGAACGUUCUGAACUUAAUAAUUUCACCUAUCAGAAUGAUAUCCUGAAACCAUUUGUCAUUCUUAUGAGAAGUAGUCAAAGCGAAUCUAUCCGAAGGCUGAUUGUUGAUUGCAUUGUUCACAUGAUUAAAUCGGAAGUUGGAAGCAUCAAGUCUGGAUGGCGAAGCAUUUUUUUUGUUUUUACUGCCGCCGCUGCUGAUGAAUUGGAACCCAUCAUUGAAAGUGCAUUUGAAAAUGUAGAACAGGUUAUAUUGGAACACUUCGAUCAAGUUGUUGGAGAUUGCUUCAUCAACUGUGUCGAUUGUCUAAUCGGGUUUGCCAACAACAAAAAAUCUCAUAGUAUUAGUUUGAAGGCUAUUGCACUUCUUCGCAUCUGUGAGGAUCGUCUUUCUGAGGGCCUUCUACCCGGUGGUACUUUAAAGCCCAUUGUUGUUAAUGCUGAUAAAAGUCUUGAUAUUACAGAGCACUAUUGGUUUCCAAUGCUGGCUGGUUUAUCUGAUCUGACAUCUGAUUCAAGACCAGAAGUUAGAAGUUGCGCACUUGAGGUCCUGUUUGAUCUUCUAAAUGAGAGAGGAAGCAAGUUCUCAUCAUCAUUCUGGGAAAAAAUAUUCAACAGAGUCCUGUUUCCUAUUUUUGAUCACGUGAGGCAUGCUGGUAAAGAAAACCUAGUCUCUUCUGAAAAUGGGUGGCCUCGUGAAAGCACCAUUCAUUCACUUCAAUUGUUAUGUAACCUGUUCAAUACAUUUUACAAGGAAGUAUCAUUUAUGCUGCCUCCCCUACUCAGUUUGCUGUUAGAUUGUGCCAAAAAGACAGAUCAGUCAGUUGUAUCAAUUUGUUUGGGGGCAUUGGUCCAUCUCAUUGAAGUUGGUGGACACCAAUUCAGUGAACCUGACUGGGAUACAUUGUUAAAUAGCAUCAGGGAUGCAUCAUGCACGACACAACCUCUAGAGUUGCUGAAUACAACAGAUUUUGAAAAUCAAACAGUAUCGACAAAGGACUUGGAAGUAUACACGGGAGACGCCCCAAAGAUUUCAGAUACUGAACAAUUGCAUAAUCAUGAGACCAUUAAUAGCAGUGCUGUUGACAGUGCAAAGAAUUUUUAUUCUUCUACUUCAGACCAGGAUAUGGAUAUGCAAACUGAUACUGAUGCCGAAGGCCUUCCAUCACCUUCAGGAAGAUCUCAUAAACAUGCUACUGAUCACAAACUUCAACGGAGUGAAACAUUUGGACAGAGGAUGAUGGGAAAUAUGAAGAAGAGCCUCAUUAGAUCUUUUACUUUCAAGUCAAAAACUUCCGUGUCAGAUGUACUAUCUACUCCAUCUAAGCUCUCUGAUGUUAUGGAUCCCGUGGAGGCUGAGGUAAAAGAUGAAGAGUCCAUAAUCAUGGGAACAAUUAGGAGCAAGUGCAUCACUCAAUUGUUGCUUCUAGGAGCCAUCGACAGCAUGCAGAAGAAAUACUGGGCCAUGCUAAAGACCGCACAAAAGAUCAAAGUCAUGGAUAUAUUGUUCUCUAUCUUAGAGUUUGCUGCAUCUUAUAAUUCAUAUACCAACCUCAGACUGCGGAUGCAGCACAUUUCUGCUGAAAGGCCACCUUUAAACCUUCUUCGCCAAGAAUUAGCUGGAACUUGUAUCUAUUUAGAUGUGUUACAGAAGUCCACUGGUGGACAUAACUCUAAAACACAGGGGGAACUUAAAUCCAGUCUUCCUGAGAAUGUUGAUGCUUCACCAAAAUAUAACGAUGAUGAACUGAUGGGGAUAGCAGAAGCAAAACUAGUAUCGUUUUGUGCACAUGUACUAAGGGAGGCAUCUCAUUUCCAGUCUAAUUUGGGAGAGACUACAAACAUGAAUAUUCAUCUAGUUCUGGAAUUACGCUCUCCAGUCAUUGUCAAGGUGCUUAAAGGGAUGCACUUUAUGAACAAACAGAUAUUCAGAAAGCACCUUAUAGAGUUUUAUCCUUUAAUAACUAAACUCAUAUGCUGCGACCAGAUGGAUAUUCGUGAAGCACUUGCUGAUUUAUUGAAGGGGCAAUUGCAAUUAAUGUUGCUGUGAAAGACUUGCAUUUCAGAACUUCUCUGACAGUCAAAUAUAAGUUCACGCAUCAACAAUCAUUGCUUUCCAAGUCAAUCUUUAUCAAUAGCAUUAGUACAGAUAUUUCGGGUAGUUUUGGUUCCCAGAAUUUUAAAGGAGGGUUUUGAAGGGAUGGAAUAUUGAAGAGAGGACAGAUUUAUGCGAAAGGCGUGUGAUACAAAUUUUUGAGAUUUGUAAAUCAGGUUGCAUUGCUGCAGCGACUUGCAUUUGAUUGCUGCUUUUAGGCAUGGCUUAUGCCCAUAAAUAAGAACAUUUUCGUAAGUUCAGGAAAUCUACACCCUCCUCUCUCUGUUUUAAGAAGCAGUAUGUUUGCCACUGUCAGUUUAGAGUCGCCAGCUUUGCCUUGCUGAUCUUUUUCUUCUG
This is a messenger RNA of Daucus carota subsp. sativus, 5755 nucleotides long. RefSeq names its product brefeldin A-inhibited guanine nucleotide-exchange protein 5. Gene Ontology annotation, cellular component: trans-Golgi network. Gene Ontology annotation, molecular function: guanyl-nucleotide exchange factor activity. Gene Ontology annotation, biological process: regulation of ARF protein signal transduction. The transcript is spliced from 33 exons. The coding region runs from base 56 to 5353 and encodes 1765 amino acids. Lineage: Eukaryota; Viridiplantae; Streptophyta; Magnoliopsida; Apiales; Apiaceae. The record is from RefSeq and is a predicted model, not a curated record.